AUGGCAGGUCGGUUGAUUCUUCUCCUCUUCGCUAUUUCAAAUCUCUGGUACCUGGCACUCGCCGAAGAGUUCGUGCUCGUCACCUUGCUCGAAGGAUCUGAUCAGUACGGAACGGGGCCUUACGACAAGCAGCGAGUUUUGCCGGCGAUCGAGAUAGCUGUUGACAAAAUCAACGAUAAUGCGUAUAUCCUGCCAAACGACCGUUUGAAGAUAGUCUUCAAUGAUACAACAUGUGAUCGUGUCACAACCACUUUAGAAGUCACCAAAAUGCAAAACCAAUGGGACCCCGAUGCAUUUAUUGGCCCCGCCUGCUGGUUAUCUGUAGAGAUGGUAUCCGCACUCGCUACCUAUUGGAAUAUACCAGUGCUUUCUGGGGCGGCUGAAGAUCCAAUACUUAGCGACCGCGAAAUAUUUGCGACUCUUGUACGAACCUACGCACCCAUGGGUAAACUGACCAGCGCCCUUUUGCGGGUUUUAGAAUACUUCGAAGUGAACAUAGUCGGGAUGUUAUUCGACGCCGAAGACGAGCACAACUACAUUAUUGGUUUUGCAAUGUACUAUGCUGUUAUUGACCACAGGACGGUUGGUUUUCAUUCUGUCGAAGGAAAGAAAGGAUUAUACCCGUCUGAUGGUUCAGAGAAAUUUCUUGAAUAUUUUUUGACGGUUGGUGGUGCAUCGCGCUGUAAGUAA
Saccoglossus kowalevskii is the source of this 690-nucleotide messenger RNA. Its product is annotated as guanylate cyclase 2G-like. The record is from RefSeq and is a predicted model, not a curated record. NCBI's taxonomy places the organism in Eukaryota, Metazoa, Hemichordata, Enteropneusta, Harrimaniidae.